Molecule: messenger RNA, 942 nt
Organism: Chelonoidis abingdonii (Abingdon island giant tortoise)
Lineage: Eukaryota; Metazoa; Chordata; Testudines; Testudinidae
Product: organic solute transporter subunit alpha-like
Source: RefSeq, a predicted model, not a curated record
AUGGCACGACCCCAAAACUGCACCCACCACAGCGGCCAGUUCCCCCUGUCCUCAGAGAUCUUCCAAGUGUUCCAAGCCCAGCUAUGGAUCUUCCUCAUUCCCACGGCCCUGGGCCUGGUGCAGCUGGGCCUGUUCCUGGAGCAGACGGGCUUCUUUCUACGCCGCCUGGGCACCUCCCGCAGAACCACCCUCUCCCUCUGGAUCCUGGGGGUCUACCCGGUGUUCAGCAUCAUGUCCCUCAUUGGCAUGUACAUCCCCCGAUCCUCCUUCGUCUGCAACUUUGUUGUGAACAUCUACCACUCCAUCACCCUGUGGAAAUUCCUGGACUUGGUGACCGAUUUCUUCGGGGAUUCGGCCCGCAUGGUCCAGCGCCUGCAGGGUCAGCACGUGGCCCCAAACCCCUUCCCCUGCUGCUGCUGCUGCUGUCUCCCCAACAUUUCCACCAGCUGGUCCAACCUACGCUGGAUGACCCUGGCCGUGUACCAGCUGUCCCUCAUCAGGACCAUCCUCUUCUUCGUCACACUCAUCCUCUGGACCGACAGGAAGUACGACUACGGUGAUGUGAGCUACACCAACCCCAACUCUUACAUCAACGCCAUCAUCGGGAUCUCUACCCUGCUGUCCUUCUACGGCUACCUGCUCUUCUACAAGGCCACCAAGCCGGCCCUGGCCGGCUACAACCUGCGUUCCAAGUUCGUCUGCAUCAUCCUGGUCCUUGUGGUGUGCGGCCUGCAAAGCGGCAUCCUGGAGACCAUGGGGGCUCUGGGGGCCAUUCCCUGCCAGCCUCCGCUCUCGGCCCAUACCCGCUCCCAGAGUGAGUCCACCCGCAGCAAUCCCAGGGGCGGCGCUAGGGGGCGCCGUGCUGGGGGGCAUGGUGGGGGCAAAGGGUGCUCUCCCCUGGCAGCCAGUGCCAGGCACUAGGAGGCGCCGUUCUAACCUCAC